Molecule: messenger RNA, 1423 nt
Organism: Phaedon cochleariae (mustard beetle)
Lineage: Eukaryota; Metazoa; Arthropoda; Insecta; Coleoptera; Chrysomelidae
Source: the annotation of a GenBank genome assembly
AUGAUUCUUUCCAAACAAUGCAAGGUACUCAAAAUGAGUUCCCGGCUGUACAGCUCAGUGACCAAAAACGAUGUGGUCAUCAUCUCUGCAGCACGAACGCCUAUGGGAACCUUCAUGGGCCCCCUUGCAUCUCUAUCUGCCCCCCGCCUAGGAGCCAUCGCCAUAGAAGCAGCUGUAGAGCGGGCUGGCAUACCCAAAGAGGAGAUAAAGGAAGUGUACAUGGGUAAUGUGUGUCAAGGGGGGUUAGGACAGGCUCCAGCUAGACAAGCCACUAUAUUCGCUGGACUGCCAAAAUCUACUAUUUGUACCACAGUGAACAAAGUAUGCUCAUCUGGGAUGAAAUCUGUUAUGCUGGGUGCACAAAGUUUGCUGCUGGGUGAUCAAGAUGUAGUGUUGACAGGGGGCAUGGAAUCUAUGUCCAAUGUGCCAUUUUACAUGAAAAGAGGCCAAACACAGUAUGGAGGAGUGAAUUUGCAAGAUGGUAUAGUGCUUGAUGGUCUCACAGAUGUGUACAACAAAUUCCAUAUGGGUAACUGUGCUGAAAAUACAGCCAAAAAACUAGGUAUUACAAGGCAGCAGCAGGAUGAUUUUGCUAUGAGUAGCUACAAAAGAAGUGCUGAUGCAUACAAAAAUAAUGUAUUUGCUUCUGAGUUGGUGCCUGUGAAUGUGCCCCAAAGGAAAGGGACACCUGAUUUGGUUGUUUCAGCAGAUGAAGAGUACAAGAGGGUGAAUUUUGAGAAAUUUGGGAAGCUUGCAACUGUUUUUCAGAAAGAAAAUGGCACAGUUACUGCAGGCAAUGCUUCUACUCUCAAUGACGGAGCAGCAGCCCUGAUUCUUACCACCCUUUCAACCGCCGAACGCCUUAAUGUCAAACCUCUUGCUCGUAUUUUGGGCUACCAAGACGGAGAAUGUGACCCCAUCGAUUUUCCUAUUGCACCCAGUGUGGCUAUCCCGAAGUUGCUCCAGAAAACGGGGGUGGACAAAGAUGAUGUUGCCAUGUGGGAGAUCAACGAAGCUUUCAGUGUUGUUGUGUUAGCAAACCAACAGAUUUUAGGAUUGAAUCCAGACAAGGUGAACAUACACGGUGGAGCAGUCAGUUUGGGACAUCCGAUCGGGAUGUCGGGAGCGAGACUUAUCGUGCACCUGGUGCACUCCUUGAAAAGCGGCCAAAAGGGGGUGGCUGCUAUUUGUAACGGGGGAGGGGGCGCUUCUUCAGUCAUGAUCGAGAAAUUGGUCCAUCCCCAGAGACAGCACCAGAUAUUCCAUGAAUCUCCCUAUCGGCUAUCAUAUUCCAUUUCGAAUAUUAGGAUAUUCUAGAAAUGAUCUGGGAUAUUCUAGAAUAUCUACGGAAUAUUCUCUGAAUAUCCAAAUCUGAAUUCAUCAGAUAUUCAUAGAAUAUAUCCAGGAGAACAUUCUAUGGAUC